AUUGAUGGCACAUAUUCUAGGCUUAAAGCCAGAUAUGUAAAUGAUGGUAUAGGUAUUGAAAAAAAUUCUGUUAUGAAAAGAAUUGAUGUUGAUGACAGCCCCCAUUUGGCUUUAUUUGCUGUUAGAGACAUAAAAACAGGAGAGGAACUCCGUUAUGAUUAUGGGGAAACAUCUAAGUACCUGCCAUGGAGGAAGAAGUCAAAAAUCACCAAUGUACGAUCUACAACCAAUACAGAUGAAGCAUCUGAUGAUAAAGACAGUCUUCCAAAGCAUAAAGUAGAGCGUGAGGUUGUAAAGACACAAAUGCCUCUUAUCUCUCACUCCAAUGAUGAUACAGAACAUGAUUCGAGUCAAGAUAAAAAUCACUACGAUGCUGAUGACCUAGAGUCGCAUGAUCUUUUAAGUUCUGUGAGCAGUCAAUUAACAAAUCCUGCAGAUUCUAGUUCUAUUAAUAGUUCUCUUAAAUCUCAUGACAGUAUUGUACACCAUGAAGAUAUUGGAAGUACUCAUGUACACAGUUCAUAUAUUCAGUCACAUGGCAAGUCAACAGACCCUGGAAAUUCUUCUGAAGUCCUUUCUGCUGACAAUAAUGCGCCAUCAAUGGAUGACCUUGACCUACUUUCAACAAAGCAGAAAAUACUUAAACAUACUGAAAGGGAUGAUUUUAGACAAGGCAGUUUAUUGUGUGAAUCUAGUUUACUUGAAAGCAAACAGAAAAUGUGUGAUGGUAGUCUACCUACUGAGCAAGUGCUGUCUUCUAAACUUCAGAUGACUAAGAAAUGCUAUGUUAGUCUGAAGAGAUUUUGUAUUUCUAAACUGAAAGGUGGAAGAUUUAAAGUAGGACAACCUGGUCACAUAGGCAGAAAAAGGAAUAACAGUAAAGAACACAAAAGGGCAGAAUAUAUUUCAGGUUUGGAGACUGUGCUGGAAUCAGCUCCUGCUUUAAAUAAGGAUCUAAUAAUUAGAGAUGUGAUGGAGGAUCAAUUAGAAGUUGACACUGUUGAUGACACAAUUAAACAGCAAUAUAAAGAGGCACUAAAAGACAGACUACAACAACUACCAGAUUUAUCACAGCAUGUUUCAUGUACCGAGACAAUUGUACAAGAUGAUAUUCCAUUACUACCACCACCACCUCCACCACCAAAAUUGAGAGUUCAAUCACUCCCACCUAACUGGGAAUUUGCAAAAGACUUGGAAGGCAAUGUGUACUAUUAUCAUGCUAAAACCAGACAAACUCAGUGGUCUCUACCAGUUUGGGAUGAUUGUAACAGUCAAAAUGAUGUAGAUAUUAGGACUUCCCUGGAUGAAGAUAAGACAGCAACAAGAAACGAGAAUACAAAAAGUGUGACAGGAAAUCUCUUAAGUAUGGGAACAGAAUCUGAAGUAAUACCGCCUUAUGUAACAGAUGAUUUAGAAUCUACUAUGUAUGCAGCAACCCGAGUGCCAAGUAUGAAUGAGGAUGACCUAUUGGCAAAAGUCUGUAUUUCAGAAUUAUGGAAGUGGGACAAAGUUGACAUGAAUGUCACAGUUGGUAAAAUUGAGAACAUCAAUGUAACAUUGGAAAGCUUAUUUUUUAUGAGAGGUUUUUUGCCAGAUGAGGUGAUUGAUGCUUAUUUACAUCAGCUGACUGUAGGAUUAACUGGAACAAUUUUUAUCAACAGUACUAUUAUGACAGCCAUUGCAAACAGGCAGACGGAAACACAUGGCUGUUUACAGGAGGUCAACUUCCAGGAAUAUGACUGUGUUAUUGGUGCAGUGAAUGAGGGAGAAAACCACUGGAUUCUUUUGAUUAUUUUACCUCAAGAAAAGAUGAUUUGUUAUUACAAUCCUAUGGGUGAAACAUUCCUGUCACUUCAUACAUUAAUGGAGAACUGGUACUUCUUCAUGAAAGAAAGGUCAGACUUCAUGCUAGAUGGAAAUGGAACCUGGCGGUUUAAUGUGCUUGAUCAUUCCAAACAACUGGACAGCAUUUCUUGUGGAGUAUAUGUCCUAAAGAUGGCUGAAAUGUUUCUUUCUGGUGGUGAUGUUCAGUUUGUUAUGACAGCAGAAGAUCUUAAUCAGUAUCGACUGCACAUUGGGGCUGUCAUAUUAAGACAAUGUGGUUUAUUAAAUGUACACCAGUCUAUUGUUUCAAAGAGAUCAGUCAAGUCAACAUGUGGAAUCACCAACUUGCUGUCUCCUGGACAGAAUACAGAGUUAGAUAGUGGUACUAAUGAAUCACAGUAUUCAGGAAUUGUAAAGUUAUCUGAUGGCAUUAGUGUCCAACAGUCUUCUAAGGUUUCACAGUCAUCUAUUGGAAACAAUAAGGUGAUAUCAUCUGAAACUAUACAGACAGAACCUUGUACUGAAGAGACAGAAGUAUCUUGUAGUGACGAUGGAACAACUCUUGCAGGCAACAGGAGUGAUGAUGGUGAAAAUGAGGAGGAAGCAGUACAUGUAGAUGACAACAACAAAGGAUUAAAGGGAACAAGAAAUCCAAAAAGACCAUGUCCGUUUUGUGGUAUAUUUCAAAGUCGAUUAAGCAGGCAUAUUCUAACUAAACAUAGAGACAACGAUGAGGUAAAGGCAGCAAAGCAGCUUCCUGUAAAGGACAGAAAUCAGGUUUUAUGCAAUUUGAAAAGGAGAGGCUAUCACCAGUACAACUUGAUGCUAAUGAAAGAGGAUGAUUUUGAUGUGAAUCAAAUAGUUAAGGAAAGGCAGGCAAGAAAACAGAGGGAAGGAGAUGCAAUGGAAAAUAGGGCUAUGUGUUCCUCAUGUCAGGGUUAUUUUGUAAAAGAACACUUGAAGAUUCACAGAAUCAAAUGUACAGCAGCAGAGGGAACAACAAUUACACCAACUGCAAUUCCACUUUCUGCUGUUAGAGAUGAUGGUUACACUGAAGAUUAUAAGGCAGACAUCUUAAGUGGCUUUUUGGAUGACACAAGUGGAAAGUUUUGUAAAACUGAUAAAUACCUAAAAGAUUUUGGAUUUCACAGUUACAGAAGAUUUGCAGCAAGGAAGGAUAAAAACCCACAGAACAGAAAAAAUAUAAUGAAGCACAUGAGGAUGCUAGCAAAUCUUUUCUUUUGUUUUAAAAGCGAGGCAGCUAAAAUUGGCAUAGACAUAAAUGCAACAUUAGACAUGUUUAAAAUGGAACACUUUACCACUUUUAUGGAUGCUAUCCAUGUGAUGGCUGCAAAAGAUGAUGGUGGCAUGAAAUCUGGUUUAAAGAAAAACAUAGGUCAUCUUUUAAAAAAUGUUAUUAGACACAUAAAAGGGCAGCAUUUAUUGCAGGGUAAGAGAGAUAAGCUGGUAAAAAUUGAGGAAUUCAAAACAUUAUUUGAUUACUACAGAAAGGAGAUAUUCGAUGGAGCUGAGUACAAUUGUAUUAAGAAUAGACAGGAAAACCUCAGACGACCACAAUAUUUACCUCUUGAUGAUGAUGUAAGAAGAUUGAGAAAUUACACCCUUUCUGGAAUUGCUCAGAUGGAUGACCCAUAUCAGAUUUUAGAUGUUAAUGAAUAUCCUCGGCUUAGAGAUCUUGUGGUGGCAAGAAUUACACUGUUCAAUGCCAAGCGGGGAGGAGAACCAAGUAGACUUACUUUAAAGGAAUGGAAUGAUGCAAAAGAUGGCGUCUGGUUAGAUGAAACCCACAAGAAAAAAGCCAAAACAUCAGAAGAACUUGAAUUGUUUGAAAUAUACAAAUUGUCGUAUCAGUCUGGCAAAAGUGUGUGCCAUAUGCUCCCAACGCUCAUUCCGAAAGAUUCUUGGAAAGCUAUAAGAAAGCUUGCUGAUCCACAGAUAAGACAGAUGGCAGGUGUAAAACCUACUAAUAUAUAUGUAUUUCCAAACAUCCAAGGCUCCAACUUUCAUGUAAAUGGAUGGAAUAGUGUAAACAAAGUUUGUAAGCAGGCAGGGCUGACAAAAGAGAUUAACGCCACCCAAAUGAGACAUUACAUGUCAACUGUGUUUGCAAACUUGGAUGUACCGGAGACAGACAGGCAGGCUUUUUAUAGACACAUGGGCCAUUCAGAAGAAAUCAAUAAACAUGUUUACCAAUGUCCAUUGGCUGUUCAAGAAAUUACAAAAGUUGGAAAGUUUUUUUAUCUUAUGGACAAAGAUGGUAUUAAAGCUUAUCCUGAUUCUCAGUCAUUACCAGCAAAAAUGCAAAAUGCUGACCAAGAAGAUGUUGCGGGUACUUCAUAUGACAAUAGUGGUGGUACUGAUGAAAAUACAGAUAUAACAGAGAGUGAUGAGGAUUCAGGUUCAAGUUCAAGUUUUGGAAAAGCAAAGAGAGGGAAAAAAAGAAAGAAUAGAGUCAUUAAAUACAGUUCUUCAGAGGAUGAUUCUAGUCCACAAAGUGAUGACAGUUCUGAUGAAGGCAACAUUCAACAAAAGAGAGGAUUGAAAAGAAAGAGCAAAGAUGAGGAAAUUGAAGAAGAAAUUGCAGAACUAUUUAGAACAAGAAAGAAAGGAAGACGAUAUGUUCAAUGGAGUGAGAAAGAUUCAAACACUGUAAAAUCCUACUUCAAACAAUAUAUCCAGGAUGUAUCUAAAGAAGGUGCAAAAGGGAGAAUGCCUGGUUUUAAGGACAUAAAAAUAUUUAUGGAGUUAUGUCCAAAUGUAAUGGCACAAGAGAGUGACUUUUUGACAAGGAGAGAUAUUAUCAAAUCAAAAGUAUUUAAUGAAAGAAAAAAGUUUAGAGGAAUAUAUGAGGAGAGGAAAAAGAAAUUUUCCUGUUAAGCCUGACGAUGAGAUAUGGUGUACUAGUAGACUGUCCUCAGCCUGACACAGAGAUAUGGCGUACCUGUAGACUGUUCCUCAGCCUGACACAGAGAUAUGGUGUACUAGUAGACUAUUCCUCAGCCUAACACAGAGAUAUUGUGUACCUGUAGACUGUUCCUCAGCCUGACGAAGAGAUAUGGUGUACUAAUAGACUGACCCCAGCCUGACACAGAGAUAUGGUGUACCUGUAGACUGUUCCUCAGCUUGACACAGAGAUAUGGUGUACCUGUAGACUGUGUCUCAGCCUGACACAGAGAUAUGGUGUACCUGUAGACUGUUCCUUAGUCUGACACAGAGAUAUGAUGUACCUGUAGACUGUGUCUCAGCCUGACACAGAGAUAUGGUGUACCUGUAGACUGUUCCUCAGCAUGACAGAGAUUUGGUGUACCUGUAGACUGUUCCUCAGCCUGACACAGAGAUUUGAUGUACCUGUAGACUGUUCCUCAGCCUGACAUAGAGAUAUGGUGUACCUG
This is a messenger RNA of Mytilus californianus (California mussel), 5237 nucleotides long. RefSeq lists its product as uncharacterized. Gene Ontology annotation, molecular function: DNA binding; cysteine-type peptidase activity; protein binding. The transcript is spliced from 30 exons. Lineage: Eukaryota; Metazoa; Mollusca; Bivalvia; Mytilida; Mytilidae. The coding region runs from base 73 to 4722 and encodes 1549 amino acids. Gene Ontology annotation, biological process: DNA recombination; DNA integration; proteolysis. The record is from RefSeq and is a predicted model, not a curated record.